AUGGUUCUGGACAUUGUGUCUCUACAGACAGUGGCGGCUGUAACGUUCUUCACAGGCACGAGGAAGUACCCGAAGAUUAUUGGCGUCCUCAGUACCCUGCAGAGAGCCUACCGAGAUCUUCAGUACACAAAAAGAGAGGACAAGACCCGAGUAAAGGUUUUCGUGAUCACCAUUAUAUCAACUUUACUGUUCAGUAUCAGCUUCGUAAACCUCGUGAUUAGUGAUCUAGAAGUGGCUAAUGACUUCUACUGCGAUCAGCUGAUGGCCGUUGUGUUCUCAUUGUUUGUGCAUGUCACUAUCAAGUCCUACUUCUUCUUCUUGCACGUCAGAGCUGGUGAAGUGUUCGCCUCCACUACAGAGACAGCCUGGGUUCUAGCUCAUAUCUGCUACGAGCUUUUGCUGUUUAAGUUAAGCACGGAAGUUACUAACUCGGCUGAUGAAACAGGGCCCGUGAUCUGCAAAUUGAUAAAUAAAGAUGUGGACCCAAACUUAAGGAAAGAGCUUGAAGUGUUCCUACUGCAGUUGCCUCACCACCACGCAAGAUUCUCAGCUCGCGGGUUUUUCCAGAUCCACAACGAGACCCUCACAUCGAUGGCUGGAGCGGUGACAACUUACCUGGUGAUACUGAUCCAGAUCCAGACACAACCACCAUCUAAAAUAGAUUAA
Homalodisca vitripennis (glassy-winged sharpshooter) is the source of this 666-nucleotide messenger RNA. Its product is annotated as gustatory receptor 68a-like. NCBI's taxonomy places the organism in Eukaryota, Metazoa, Arthropoda, Insecta, Hemiptera, Cicadellidae. The record is from RefSeq and is a predicted model, not a curated record. Gene Ontology annotation, cellular component: neuronal cell body; membrane; dendrite. Bases 1 to 666 code for a protein of 221 amino acids. The transcript is spliced from 5 exons. Gene Ontology annotation, biological process: sensory perception of taste.